UGAAUAUAAAGGCGCGAGCGCCGAUUUUCCGGAUCGAUCGAGUUGGAGACAAACCCUAAUCGCGUACCAGUGGACUAGCGAGAGAGAGAGAGAGAGAGUGAGAGAGAGGGCGAGAGGGUGUUUGUGUUCGUGAGAGAGAUAGGAGAGAGAGCAUGUCUGCGACAGGCGGUGGCGGUAGUGGUCAGGAGGAGGACAAGAAGCCUGGCGAUCAGGCCGCCCACAUCAAUCUGAAAGUCAAGGGCCAGGAUGGUAAUGAGGUCUUUUUUAGGAUCAAGCGAAGCACACAGUUGAGGAAACUCAUGACUGCAUACUGCGACAGGCAGUCUGUAGAGUUAAACUCCAUCGCUUUCUUAUUUGAUGGGCGAAGACUUCGUGGUGAGCAGACCCCUGAUGAGCUUGAGAUGGAGGAUGGCGAUGAAAUCGACGCGAUGCUCCACCAAACUGGGGGAUACUGAUGUAUUUCUUGGGGAGGGACACACCUAUUUCUAUGACUCAAUUGUUCAAGUAACUGUAAUAGGUUCUAUGGAAACUUGAGUUGUGGCUUUAAUUGAAGUUUAGGCUUUGUUUUGUCUAUGUCCAAGCCUCAUGUGCUUAUUGUUACUCUGGUGGGGAGUGGAUUGAAUUCUGGUGUCAUUUGGAGUCACUCUCGUCUCACUGCUGUGAAUGUUGUAGUCUGAAGCAAGUAAAAUCUGAGUAUGGAACAGAAAUGCCCGGAGCAUCAUUGCUUAAUGCUUAUAGUUGUGUUGUCC
Rhodamnia argentea is the source of this 749-nucleotide messenger RNA. Its product is annotated as small ubiquitin-related modifier 1-like. The transcript has 3 exons. Gene Ontology annotation, biological process: protein sumoylation. The coding region runs from base 153 to 455 and encodes 100 amino acids. Gene Ontology annotation, molecular function: ubiquitin-like protein ligase binding; protein tag activity. Gene Ontology annotation, cellular component: nucleus. The record is from RefSeq and is a predicted model, not a curated record. NCBI's taxonomy places the organism in Eukaryota, Viridiplantae, Streptophyta, Magnoliopsida, Myrtales, Myrtaceae.